Oncorhynchus gorbuscha (pink salmon) is the source of this 2993-nucleotide messenger RNA. RefSeq names its product zinc finger protein 346-like. The coding region runs from base 159 to 986 and encodes 275 amino acids. Gene Ontology annotation, molecular function: zinc ion binding; nucleic acid binding. Lineage: Eukaryota; Metazoa; Chordata; Actinopteri; Salmoniformes; Salmonidae. The record is from RefSeq and is a predicted model, not a curated record. The transcript has 7 exons.
UACCAUUAUGAUUGCUAACGGUAGCUAUUUAGCCAUUUGAGAUUCAAGCUCCAAGGUCGAUGCAAGGCAUUAGUGAAGGAGUAAUGUUUGUUAGUAGAUGGCUUGCUAUUUUCAAAGCCACCUUGGCCUUCUGAAGAGUGCCUUUUAUAUUAAACAGGAUGAUAAAGGAGAAUGGUGACCUGUUUUCUGAUGCCCUGUGCAAAGUCUGCAGUGCUGUCCUGAAUUCUGACUCACAGAAACUUGCACAUUAUCAGAGCAAAAAGCAUGCCAACAAAGUCAGGCGCUACAUGAGCAUCCACAAAGAAGAGGAGCCCACCAUCAAAAGGUUCAAGUUGCCUUCGGGAGACAGCGCCAACAGUAAUGAAGAGACGGACCGCUCCAAAGCCUGUCUUAUAUGUAAUAUGACAUUUUCCUCUCCGGUGGUGGCUGAGUCCCACUACCAGGGCAAGGUGCAUACCAAGAACCUGAGACUGAAGACUUUUGGCCACCAGCCCCCAGUAGCACUACCUCAGGCCUUGGCCCCAGUAGUGAAGAAGAAGAAGACUCAGUUAGAAGAGGCGAGCAGCGUGGCAUCGUCAGGCCCGGCCGAGGACGACCAGGACCACUUCUGUUCCAUCUGCCAUGCCUCAUUCAACAACCCCCUCAUGGCCAAGCAGCACUACGAAGGCAAGAAGCAUAAAAAACAGCUGACCCAGCAGAAGCUGAUGGAGACCUAUGGGCCGUCCACAGCACCAGCUUCUACAGUAAAGGGCUAUCCAUGCACUGUGUGCAACAUUGAACUCAACUCUGUGGAACAGUAUCAAGCUCACAUCAGCGGCUCCAAACAUAAGAACCAUGUCAGAGGGAAGAAAGGGAGCAACCCAACAUUUGUCAGCCCCUCUGAAAACCAGUACACAGCAGAAAACCAGCAGUCUGAGUACCGUUAUAUGCCUGAAGCCGAACCUGUCCAGGAGGACUGGGGCGCUUUCAACCAGGACUACGAGUGAAGAGACUCCCAGUACCCCCACCUCUCUCCAACUACCACAGUUCACCAGCUACUGGUGUCCCUCAGUUAGGGCCAGGAGGAUUUCCUGACCACAUCACCUGACCAGGAAAAAUUAUUUGUUAUAGGCUACAACUACGCCCCAGAGUUUUCCCUGUUCAUGUCACAUGGUCAUGUAAAAUCCCUGGAAAGAGAGUGUGUCCUCCCUUCUUCUCUCUGUGGUGUCGUAUCUGCCUCAUAGGUGAAUCCUAUCUAUCUACUCCAGUUCUACUUCAUUCUAUCUGUACUCAGAGACGGUCAGUCUCCCAGUACAUGUGUUGGUUGUGUUCUCAGUCGGUCAGACCAGAGAGGUAUAGACACUUGGAUAUGUUGUCUAUUAUUCCUGUUCAAAAUGUCAAAUUUCAAAUUCCGACAUAAUACAGUACAAUAAUAUGACGUUGGUGUGAUGGACUUGCAGUAGUGUUCUGGUUCUAUUUUUAUAGAACCCCCCCUCCCUUCUAGAGUUUUGUCCAACACCUACAGUGGGGCAAAAAAGUAUUUAGUCAGCCACCAAUUGUGAAAGUUCUCCCACUUAAAAAUAUGAGAGGCCUGUAAUUUAUCAUAGGUACACUUCAACUAAGACAGACAAAAUGAAGGAAAAAAUCCAGAAAAUCAAAUUGUAGGAUUUUUAAUGAAUUUAUUUGCAAAUUAUGGUUUGCCCCACUGUAAAUCUUUUGAUCCAUCUCUUUACAUAAUGUUUCUCUGUGACUGGCUGAGAGGAAAAACUCUCAAGAACAUAUCCUGUACGGAAAGUUAUUUUUCUUGAACUUUUACUCGUUCUAGUAUUUUCAGCUUGCGGAUAGCAACAUGGAGAGUAACUUGGACUUUCUAAAACAAAUAUUAUAUACAUGUAAUUUUCUGCACCCUACAACUUCAGUGUUUGUGAGAACCUUCUAGUUUGAUGUCUAUUGUAAGUAAAAGACUGCCAGAUGAUAAGUACGUCCUAUAAUCGUUUUAUUAUAUGUACAUGCGUUCGUAUCAAUUUAAAACGGGGCUGUCACAAACUAACCAUACGUUGCAGCAGAUAAGCAAUGUCAUACUCUAACCGUACUCUGUAUUAGGAAUGCGCUGUCAGUACCAGGGCUUAAAAAGCAAUGUCAUUUUGUUUUUAUUCCAGUUUAUUUCUGUUUUUAGUCACAUGAAAAAUGAUAUGAAGCAACUUACAAUGUGAAAUAUGCCUUUACUAGACAUCUGCUGUGGUAUGUCAUAGUUGUAGAAAUCAUACUGUUUUACUCCAUAGUUGUCCAUCUGUGCUGGUAGGGUCAUGAAAGAUUGUCUGAAUAUUGGUCAACAUUCUGUCUGAGGGAGUGGUUUUUGGAAUGGUAUUUGACUGUGAAUGUAAAGAUAAUCUGAGAGUGUUUCAGUGGUGAUGGUGAGACUAAAAUAAGCUAUUUUAAAAGCUCAAUGUUUGGUGUAGUAAGUGCUAAAACUUAUGUUUUUGCUGCAUUUAUUGAAUGGACAAAAAAAUAUCUACUUGGAUAUCGGUUGUAUUAGUGAGGGAUUGGAUGUGCAGAAUCGUCGUAGCAGUCCCGGGUGCGUUACUGACCGACAGUAAAGGAUCCUAGAUUUGUACUUUUAUUGUUUCAAGUUAAAUACUAUGUUGAUCUUUAAAAGCAUAAAUAGAUUUUGAUUGAUCUUAAGAUCCCAUUCCCAUUAUUUCAUUUUGUGACGAGUUGUGAAAGUUUGUCAUUUCCUAAGAUUGUUUUUUUUUCAUCAGACAUGACAAGUUGACUAUCUAUUACUGAAUGUGUCGCCCUGCCUUUUGGCUGAAGAAACGUUACAUUCAUUUUGGAUGUAAUUCAUUAGAAGAGGGCUUCUAAAUACAUUGUAAAACAAGCAGAAAUAUGGCCUUUUAUUUCAGACCUCAUUCUUAUUGUGUUGUAAAUUAUCAGAUUUAUUUUCAAUACAAACUAUGUAUGCCUAAAGAAGUGCUAGGGAAAUGUGUAUGUAGUAAAACAAUGUUUUAACUAAA